Molecule: messenger RNA, 807 nt
Organism: Ilyonectria robusta
Lineage: Eukaryota; Fungi; Ascomycota; Sordariomycetes; Hypocreales; Nectriaceae
Product: heterokaryon incompatibility protein-domain-containing protein
Exons: 1
Source: RefSeq, a predicted model, not a curated record
AUGAGACUGAUCCAUACUUCGACACUCCAACUCGAAUCGUUCCUCGGCCAGGAUAUCCCUCCCUAUGCCAUCCUCUCCCACACCUGGGGCGAGGAUGAGGUUUCUUACGACCACGUCCGCCGCGGUAUCCAAUACAACCUAAAGAAGCCCUCCAGAGGUCUUUGUAAAGUACUCAACACAUGCGCGCAAGCCCGGCAGGACAAUCUGCACUACGCGUGGAUUGAUACGUGCUGCAUCGACAAAACCAACAGCACCGAGCUGUUCGAGGCUAUCAACUCCAUGUUCAAGUGGUAUAAAAACUCGGCUGCCUGUUACGUGUAUAUGGAGGACGUCAUCCUGGAACUGGAUGGGACGGUCACAAACUUCGAGACCAGCAGGUGGUUUACUCGAGGAUGGACGUUACAGGAACUGAUUGCACCACAUGGCCUCACCUUCUUUGACUGCAACUGGAGCUACUUGAAAAGCAGACACGAGAUUUCAGAGCCGCUCGCAGAAAUCACCGGCAUCUACCAGCAUAUACUCCUGCGACGUCACUCGUACUCGCCCGGGCCGCCUCGUCCUGACAUCGACUGCCGCGCCUGUACAAGUUACGACUGCCUGCAGUCCGCUUUAGACGACGCUUCAAUUGCGGGAAGGAUGAAGUGGGCUGCUAAGCGAGUGACGACUCGUGAAGAGGACAUGGCUUAUUGCCUGAUGGGGCUGUUUGGGGUCACAAUGCCACUGCUGUACGGGGAAGGGAAAACAGCUUUCCAGCGCCUUCAACAAGAGAUUCUGAGGAUCAGCCCCGACCAAACCAUUUUGGCCUGG